Aplosporella prunicola CBS 121167 is the source of this 507-nucleotide messenger RNA. RefSeq lists its product as uncharacterized. Bases 1 to 507 code for a protein of 168 amino acids. The record is from RefSeq and is a predicted model, not a curated record. The transcript has 2 exons. Lineage: Eukaryota; Fungi; Ascomycota; Dothideomycetes; Botryosphaeriales; Aplosporellaceae.
AUGGCCACUAAGUCGCAUCCUACGAGUGGCUCUCAGGUCGCUGCCUUAAUUGCGGGCUCUUUCUUGUCCGGAGCUAUGAUGGAUAUUUCUUUAAUAGCUGUCCCAGUCCUUCUCGACACAGUAACCCAGCCCGCUCAUCUACUUCAGCAAUGGGGCCGUUUGUACUACUACGGCCACAAAAUGAUGCCAACACUGGGGGUUGCCGUCUUCACAUUGUAUGGCUACGCCGCAAUCAAAAACCGCGCAGUUAAGAGACCAUGGCGUUCGUUUUUGUUGGCUGGCAUCAUAACCCUGGUUAUGGUACCCUUCACCUUGAUCAUCAUGCGUCCGUUGAACAAUACAAUGUUUGAACUGGAGGCCGCGAAUAAAGAAACACCAGUAAUAGCUUUGGAAGAAGCCCAGAAGCUUUUGGUUCAGUGGCGUUGCUUGCAUGUAGUCCGAUCACUCUUUCCUCUCGCGGGGGCAGCACUUGGGUCUCUGGCCAUAUUUGGAGGAUUUGAGUUUUAA